AUGUCGACCCAACCACACAUCAAGUUCGAGCACUCGCCCGCCGACAGUCUCGCUGAUAGCUUCGCCUCCACCCCUGGCACACAAUACACAUCUCUGUUCGACUCCAACACAAUGGACGACAGCAUGGAUUCAGUAAUGACCCCUCAGUCCUACGAGGGCGAGGAUAGCAUGUUUGGAGGAUCAGUACGGGGCGAGAGCGUCCUGGAAGAUACCCCUGCGCCAGAAAAGAAGCCAGUCAAGAAGCGGAAGUCUUGGGGCCAACAACUCCCAGAGCCAAAGACCAACCUACCACCAAGGAAACGAGCAAAGACCGAAGACGAGAAAGAACAACGUCGGGUCGAGCGAGUCCUCCGCAACCGUCGCGCAGCACAAUCAUCAAGAGAGCGCAAGCGACAGGAGGUAGAAGCAUUAGAGGCUGAGAAGCGACAGAUCGAGCGAAGGAAUCAAGACCUCGAGAUGCGCCUGGCACAUCAACAGGAACAGAUUCUCAGCCUCCAGCAAGCACUUCAAAAUGCCACAGGCAAUAAGAUGCAUGUAUUCGGAUCACCAGCCGCAUCGCCAGCUCAAGAGCUGCGCCGAGCACCAUCACCAGUCACAUUCUCACAAGAGCUAUUCAGCUCCAGAGAUCCCCACAACUCCGCCAUCAGUACCCAAUCAAUAUCUGAUCUCCAAGCCGCAGUACAAACUGUGAACCCCGCCUCACUAUCCCCCGAGAUGCGGCCCGUCGCCGAUUCCUCCAACGCCAGCUCUUCCGAUAUGACACAACAUCCUGCCGCGAUGUUGUGCGACCUGCAGUGUCAGUCGGGAGAGCAACGGCCCUGGAUGGUUUCAACGACAGCCACGACUUCAGUGGUCUAUCAAACCUUGGUAGCACUGAUCUUGACAUCUCAAGCUAUUUCGAAGAUCCUUCAACCAAUGAAUCAGAUCUACAAUACCUUGACAACAGCAUCCUCCCUAUCGCCGACAACUUCAAAUCUAACUAUGAUCAUAUGGUUGGUCACGAUGGCGCCUACGACUCGUUCGACCUCGACGAGUUCCUCAUCCACGACGACCCACACACGUCCGAGAUGCGGUCUUCGGAUUCGUAUGCUGAGACGACUGCUAGCCUGCAGCCCCAACUUGGCGCGUCCUCUUAUGGAUGCGACGAUGGCGGCAAUGCGGUCAGCGUCUGAACAGCAACUUAUCCACGACUGUCUCUCUGAUGUUGAUGUGAGUGUUCGUCGUGAGGACGGGAAUUCACCUAGUGUGGAACGACUCAUGACGCUACUUUGGACCAUUCAUGUGAUUGAGAAGGAGCGAACGCAGAAGACAACCAAGCUGGACGCAGCGACGGAAGUCAGACAGGCGUGUGAUAGGUUGGACAUGUUCAGACCUGAGAAUGAUGUUUCCUUUUCUUCCUCUACUUCUGGAACCGAGAACGGUAUGGAUGGGCUUCGUGAAGAACACGAAGCUCUGGGCAAAAAAUCCUUGGCGGAUUGGCGUAUGGCGUUUACCAAGAGAUCGUAA
Molecule: messenger RNA, 1506 nt
Organism: Glarea lozoyensis ATCC 20868
Lineage: Eukaryota; Fungi; Ascomycota; Leotiomycetes; Helotiales; Helotiaceae
Exons: 2
Coding region: 1-1506 (501 amino acids)
Biological process (GO): positive regulation of transcription by RNA polymerase II
Molecular function (GO): DNA-binding transcription factor activity, RNA polymerase II-specific
Source: RefSeq, a predicted model, not a curated record